This is a messenger RNA of Oldenlandia corymbosa var. corymbosa, 1271 nucleotides long. The record is from the annotation of a GenBank genome assembly. Lineage: Eukaryota; Viridiplantae; Streptophyta; Magnoliopsida; Gentianales; Rubiaceae.
GAACCAGUGAAAUUUGAUCACUUAAUAGAUCACACUUUUUGUACACUUGUGAAGAUAACAGCAGUAGCUAGGAUACUCCACUAAUUUAUAAAACAUAGAGCAUACUAUACUAAAGUGGCAUUCUGGCAAAAGAAAAAGGUUUCAGCAUUUGUUUUUAUCCCUGGCUGCAAAUUGCCUUAAUUAUAUCAUCAACGUGCAAUGGAAACAAAAACAGCUACCGGUUCAAGAUGGUCCCUUUCGGGGAUGACAGCUCUAGUGACCGGAGGUACUCGCGGAAUUGGACAUGCAAUCGUCGAGGAAUUUGCUCAGCUUGGCGCGACGGUACACACCAUAGCUAGGAAUGAAGCAGCGCUGAAUCAUGUCUUGGAAGAAUGGAAAUCAAAGGGAUUCAAAGUCAGUGGUUCAGUCUGUGACGCAGCAUCAAGAGAGCAAAGAACCCAACUCAUGGAGAAGGUCAGUUCCAUUUUUCAUGGGAAGCUAGACAUCUUGAUUAACAAUGCCGCAAUUUUGAUGUGGAAGCCAUUUGAAGAACAUACUCCCGAAGAUUACUCGACCCUUUUGUCAACAAAUCUCGAAUCUUGUUACCAUUUUUCUCAACUCGCUUAUCCAAUGCUAAAAUCGUCUGAGAAUGGAAGCAUUGUCUUCAAUUCCUCGGUUUCGAGCUUAACGAGCAUUAAUGGUAUCUCUGUAUACGCGACAACAAAAGCGGCAAUCAAUCAGCUGACCCGGAAUUUGGCUUGUGAAUGGGCGAAAGAUAACAUCCGGGUCAAUUCGGUUGCCCCUUGGUUCAUCAGGACCGCCAUGGUCGAAGAUUAUAUCGAUAUCCAGGAGACCGCGAAGAACAUUGAAUUAAGAACUCCGAUGAAACGCGUCGGUCGACCGGAGGAGGUUUCGUCGUUGGUGGCAUUUCUUUGUAUGCCAGCAGCUUCUUAUAUCACCGGCCAGGUUGUUGCUGUUGAUGGAGGACUUUCAGUAAACGGGUUUUGAAUGAGAGAUUUAUGGCGGUCAAGUUUCCGAGCCAAGACGUAGAAUAUUUAUUUUCAAUUUGUUUUUGUAACUUUUUAUUUGAAUUAAUUAUGUAUCCGGCCAAUUUUGGUCCUUCCAUUUGCCGCAAUGAAUAAUUUUUUAGUUGUCUGAAUUAAUCGGUAUCUGGCUCGAAUCCGGAUGCAAUGAUUUUGGACACUGAAUUCGUAAUAUAUAAAUUUUUUUAAAAAAAAAAAAACAUUAUAUAUUUGCAGUAUUGACCGAUCAUUUUAAACGCCAAUACACAC